Molecule: messenger RNA, 1565 nt
Organism: Scaptodrosophila lebanonensis
Lineage: Eukaryota; Metazoa; Arthropoda; Insecta; Diptera; Drosophilidae
Gene: Pex13
Product: probable peroxisomal membrane protein PEX13
Exons: 3
Coding region: 219-1442 (407 amino acids)
Biological process (GO): protein import into peroxisome matrix, docking
Cellular component (GO): peroxisome; peroxisomal membrane; peroxisomal importomer complex
Molecular function (GO): protein binding
Source: RefSeq, a predicted model, not a curated record
AGAGGUCUUAUGCUUGUUGACGAUUGGAGGGUGGAAAUCUGCUGAAGCGACAAAUCAAUUUCUAAAUUGCAUUUACUGUUGACAGUGCCCAUUACGAAAUAACAAGUGAUUGUAGUAUUGUUAAACAAAAAUGCAAAAUUAUUUAUUUUAAAUUAUUAAGUGCUACAGUUAUCUUGUGCCAAAGUCCAAUUCCGGAGCAGUUAGUUGUCAAUAUCAACAUGGUUGACAACAGCAAUCUGCGCAGUGCCGUUAUCAGCGAAUCGCCUUUGCUGCCUUCAGGUUACAGUUUCGGGCUGUCCGGUGGCUUAAGCAGCGCACCAGAUGUACUACGGACACCCCAUGUAGGAAAUAUACGCUCCUUGCCUAUAUUACCGCCCCCACUACCCCAAUCAAUAAAUGAGCUCGGUAACGGGUACGAUAGAUACGGCUAUGGAAUUUAUGGAUCCGCUAAUUUAGGGUACGGCCACAGCAAUUACGGUGGUCUGGGCUGUGGAUAUGGAAGUCAUGGAGGUUACGGUUCUUUUGGAUACAACAGAUUAGGUAGCGCAAAUGUAAUUUCAAACAAUUUUGAGCAACGUUUCAUACAACUUGCUGAAGCAAGUUCACGUCCGGCAUUUCAAAGCAUUGAGUCAUUGGUCUCGACCAUAGGAAAUAUAGCUUCUAUGCUAGAUUCCACGUUUUUUGCGUUAACAAGUUCGUUUCGUGCUAUUCUUGGUGUGGCGGCAAACUUUGAACGGCUGCGUGGCGUCUUUGCGCAGUUCUGGUCCACGCUUGCGAUAUUUCGCGCCCUUAAUUGGAUUUACAGAAAAAUUAGUUUUUGGCUGCGCCUUUCGAACUGCGACCCAUCCUCGAAAGUAUUUAAAAAAGCAUUUGACGACGCCUUUAACAAAACAAAAUCCCAACAAAUGGAAUCGAAUAUUGUGAAAACACCAUCACCCUGGCCUGUGCUGGCGUUUCUCAGUUUCAUACUUACUGCACCGUAUUUCGUCAUAAAGCUGAUUGGGACAGUUACAAAUACAGCACAAGAAGAAGCACGCAAUCCUUCUAGGUGGACCGCUCCUAUACAGACUGAAGCCAUGUACGAUUUUCAAUCACGUACCCCAAGCGAGCUUUCAAUGCGCUCUGGUCAAGCUGUGCAGGUCGCACCACGUGAAAUACAACAGACAUUGGGACUUCUAAACACAGGUUGGGCCUUGGCUACCACAAAUGGCCAAACCUCGGGCAUAAUUCCAAUAAACUAUGUAAAAUCGCCAAUGCAAUUGAGCCAGGAACGCGAGCCACUUAAGCAAGAACAGAGCCAAUUUACAAAUACGACCGCAAAUGUUUUUUCUCAGCCACCACAGCAACAUCAACAAAACUUUAAUGUGUCUGUACAGCAGAAAUCGUUGGAAACACCUUAUAUCACAGCGGCGACAGAAGAGGGAACCUUCGCCCUAAGUUGAGAUAUCCCGUAAUUACAUCAUUAUUUUUAGCCACAACAUUUUUGAAGUUAUAUACAUACUAGGAGGUCUGUGUUGGGAUCAGUAUUUGUGCUUAUAAUUAAAGGUUUAUCUAUAUAUAUAAAA